CAGAAGAGGAUCAGGAGAGGUCCUUUGCCAAAAUCCCAUGACAUAAACCAGGUUGAACUGUUGGACUCUCCUAACCCUUCACCCCAAAAUACUACACACAAUUGGCCUCAGCCUCAUCCCCAGCCCCAGCCUCAGAAUUGCUUGGUUAGACAGUUUUUUAGUGCUGUUCAUCAAAGUGAUCAAGCAACUGCAAAUGUGAUCCACAGUAAUAGCUUUAGCAUGGGUAGAGAGAAAAAACCGAAACCGGCAUUGCAGCAAGGGCAAUCUGAAGCCGGUGUGGUUCUUCCUAAUAAUUUAAUCAUGGGGUUGAACCAAUUCUCACAAAAGCCUACUAGCACUUCUUUGAUCAGUAUGGAUGGAAGUAGCCUUAACACGCGGAUGAUACACUAUUCGUCGUCUGAACUCUUGGCUUCUAGAGAUUGUACCUCUAUGUUUUCUUCCAAAAGGAAGUGUCAGGUGAAAAGUGAAGAAGCCACUCCAAGAUGCCUAGUCUCUGCUGGUGGAUGCCAUUGCUCCAAGCGAAGGAAACUUAGAAUAAAGAGAAGAAUCCGAGUUCCGGCUUUAAGCAAUAAGCUAGCUGAUAUACCUCCUGAUGACUAUACCUGGAGGAAGUAUGGGCAGAAACCUAUUAAAGGGUCUCCAUAUCCUAGGAGUUAUUACAAAUGCAGCAGUGUGAGGGGAUGCCCUGCAAGAAAGCAUGUCGAGCGAUGCUUUGAAGAUCCUACCAUGUUGGUUGUUACAUAUGAAGGCGACCAUCAACACCCCAAGAUUACAUUUCAAGCACCUACAGUUGCGAUUUAAGUUAACCCGUAUAAUAAAUCCAAUGGAUGCCAACAUUUCAGAGCUUGAACUGGUUUUGCAGUGUAAGCUUCUCUUCUGUCCUGAAAACUGUUAAAAUUGUAUACUUGUAAGUGUAAACUAGUCCUCUGUUUUUCCCCCUUUUUUUUCUGUCUCUUAAUUUCCUAGUUUGUCCUGCUUCUGGUAUGUAAUUGAGUCUUCAAUAAUGCUUUUCUCAGAUCAUUGUAUACGUUCUCUUUAAUGAUAUAAGCAUCAUAAAAGGGGUUCAUAUCUGAACUGUGUCAGGUGCCA
Molecule: messenger RNA, 1089 nt
Organism: Prunus avium (sweet cherry)
Lineage: Eukaryota; Viridiplantae; Streptophyta; Magnoliopsida; Rosales; Rosaceae
Product: putative WRKY transcription factor 15
Biological process (GO): regulation of DNA-templated transcription
Molecular function (GO): DNA-binding transcription factor activity; sequence-specific DNA binding
Source: RefSeq, a predicted model, not a curated record